This is a messenger RNA of Corythoichthys intestinalis (scribbled pipefish), 7253 nucleotides long. It is a transcript of the gene ppip5k1a, whose product is annotated as diphosphoinositol pentakisphosphate kinase 1a. NCBI's taxonomy places the organism in Eukaryota, Metazoa, Chordata, Actinopteri, Syngnathiformes, Syngnathidae. Bases 476 to 4756 code for a protein of 1426 amino acids. Gene Ontology annotation, cellular component: cytosol. Gene Ontology annotation, molecular function: inositol hexakisphosphate kinase activity; diphosphoinositol pentakisphosphate kinase activity; 5-diphosphoinositol pentakisphosphate 1-kinase activity. The record is from RefSeq and is a predicted model, not a curated record. Gene Ontology annotation, biological process: inositol phosphate biosynthetic process; inositol metabolic process. The transcript is spliced from 31 exons.
AGGAAAGAGCGAUUUUAUCAAAUGACCGCACAGGCACUAUCAAUUUUUCAUGUUUGAAGUGUCACCUUUUAACUGCAAGUUUGCGUUUUGGAGAAGACUGCCAAUGUUUCAUAGCAGGCUAAAAACUGUCAUCUUUUCAUCAACAUGGAAGAAAGACAUCGAGAGCGAGGCCCUGUUGCUUCAAAGUCCCAAGCAAGUCAAUUACAAGUUUGGCCAGCUGAGUGAAGAAUGUCAACUUCAAAUGAAAGCGUUGCUACAAAGGGCAGUUGAGAAUUAUUGUUCCCCUUCACUUGGCACAUUUGGACACCAAUCUCUGAGGCCCAUUUUCCAUCACUCACAUCACUCCUCACCAACUUGGCAGAGUGGAACUAUUUGUAUCCUCUGGCCUCGUGCCCUUCCAUCGGUGGCGUGCUCCGGUGGUGUGUUGGUGUACGAUGGCGUGGUGGGAUGCUGAGGGCUGCCGCGGGAGACUGUGAUGUCAGAGCCCAACAGCCCGGGCGAGAGCCGGCGUGGCGCUCCCAGAUUCUUCGUGGGCUGCGAAGACGAUGAGAGCGAGGUCUUGGAUGAUAGCAUAAGAACAGACAUGGAACUGUUUGAGGACGACGAAGACACAGACUCUCCACCUGAGCAACAGAUCGUCGUAGGGAUAUGCUGCAUGAUGAAGAAGUCAAAGUCCAAGCCAAUGACCCAGAUCCUGGAGAGGCUAUGCAGGUUUGAGUACAUCACUGUGGUCAUCUUUCCUGAGGACGUCAUCCUCAACGAGCCAGUGGAAAACUGGCCAUUGUGUGACUGCCUCAUCUCGUUCCACUCCAAAGGAUUUCCACUUGAUAAAGCAGUGAGUUAUGCCAAACUGAGAAACCCUCUGCUCAUCAAUGACUUGAACAUGCAGUACUACAUACAGGACAGGAGAGAAGUAUAUCGUAUCUUGCAAGAAGAAGGAAUAGAUCUGCCACGCUAUGCUGUGCUGAAUCGUGACCCAGAUAAACCAGAUGAAUGUAACCUAGUUGAAGGUGAGGACCAUGUGGAGGUGAAUGGAGAAAUAUUCCAGAAACCUUUCGUUGAAAAGCCUGUCUGUGCUGAGGACCACAAUGUCUAUAUCUACUAUCCCACUUCUGCUGGUGGUGGCAGCCAACGUCUCUUCAGAAAGAUUGGAAGCAGAAGCAGUGUGUACUCACCAGAGAGCAAUGUGAGAAAGACUGGUUCUUACAUCUAUGAAGAGUUUAUGCCAACAGACGGCACAGAUGUGAAGGUAUAUACUGUGGGGCCUGACUAUGCUCACGCCGAAGCUAGAAAAUCUCCUGCUUUGGACGGAAAGGUAGAACGGGACAGUGAGGGCAAGGAGGUUCGUUACCCUGUUAUGCUUUCAGCUAUGGAGAAAUUGGUCGCCCGUAAAGUCUGUUUAGCAUUCAAGCAAACGGUUUGUGGCUUUGACCUUCUUCGAGCCAAUGGGCACUCCUAUGUGUGUGAUGUCAACGGUUUUAGUUUCGUGAAGAACUCUAUGAAAUACUACGAUGACUGCGCUAAGAUCCUAGGGAAUAUUGUGAUGCGUGAGCUAGCACCUCAGUUUCAAAUUCCAUGGUCUAUACCUACUGAAGCAGAAGACAUUCCAAUUGUGCCCACUACUUCAGGGACUAUGAUGGAAUUACGCUGUGUGAUUGCUGUAAUCCGCCAUGGAGACAGAACACCAAAGCAGAAGAUGAAGAUGGAAGUUCGCAACCCCAUGUUUUUUGACUUAUUUGAAAAAUAUGGAGGGUACAAAACAGGGAAAUUAAAACUAAAGAAGCCGAAGCAACUGCAGGAGGUGCUGGACAUCACACGGCAGUUGUUAGCAGAUCUGGGUCAGCAUAAUGACUGUGAGAUAGAAGAGAAAAAGUCCAAACUUGAACAGCUGAAAACUGUGCUAGAAAUGUAUGGACACUUUUCGGGGAUCAACAGAAAAGUGCAGCUGACCUACUUGCCGUAUGGGCAGCCCAAAACAUCCAGUGAAGAAGAAGACGCACGAAAGGAAGGUCCAUCUCUGCUGCUUGUGCUGAAAUGGGGAGGAGAGCUUACACCUGCUGGCCGGGUGCAAGCUGAGGAGCUUGGAAGGGCCUUUCGUUGUAUGUACCCUGGUGGACAAGGAGACUAUGCCGGCUUUCCUGGCUGUGGGUUGCUGCGGUUGCAUAGCACAUACAGACAUGACUUGAAGAUCUAUGCAUCUGACGAAGGCAGAGUGCAGAUGACUGCUGCCGCAUUUGCAAAGGGCUUGCUGGCCCUGGAAGGUGAGCUGACUCCAAUUCUGGUGCAAAUGGUCAAGAGUGCUAACAUGAAUGGGUUGCUGGAUAGCGACAGCGACUCGCUUAGUGGCUGUCAGCAUCGUGUCAAAGCUAGACUCCAUGAGAUUCUACAGAAGGACAGGGACUUCAUUGAUGAAGACUAUGACAGGCUGGCUCCAACAUGUAGUGCGUCAUUGGUAAAUUCCAUGAAAAUUGUCCGAAACCCAGUGGCCACAUGUGAUCAGGUAUAUGCGCUCAUUCAGAGCCUUACCGCGCAGAUCCGCAAAAGAAUGGAGGAUCCAAAGUCAGCCGACCUGCAACUUUAUCAUAGUGAAACACUGGAGCUGAUGUUGCAGCGCUGGUCCAAACUUGAAAGAGACUUCCGCAUGAAAAAUGGCCGCUACGACAUCAGUAAAAUACCUGACAUUUACGACUGUGUAAAAUACGAUGUUAUUCAUAAUGCUACUCUGGGCUUGGAGGACACACUGGAGUUGUUCAGACUUUCUCGUGCUUUAGCUGACAUUGUCAUCCCGCAGGAAUAUGGCAUAAAUAAAGCUGAGAAGCUGGACAUUGCAUAUGCCUACUGCCUUCCACUGGUCAGAAAGAUCCAGCUUGACCUUCAGAGGACUCAUGAGGAUGAGUCUGUCAACAAGUUGCACCCUCUAUAUUCACGUGGUGUCAUGUCGCCCGGGCGACAUGUGAGGACACGUCUAUAUUUCACCAGUGAAAGUCACGUUCACUCUCUGCUGAGUAUUUUCCGUUAUGGUGGUUUACUUGAUGUGAGAUGUGAAUCACUUUAUCAAAUGGAUAUUCUUGCAGGUGACACUAAAACAGUUUCUAUCUUUUUGCAUAAGGAGGAGAAAGAUCAGCAGUGGAAUCGUGCCAUGGAUUAUCUCAGCGCUGUUUCUGAACUCAACUACAUGACUCAAAUUGUCAUCAUGCUAUAUGAAGACAACAAUAAGGAUCUGUCCUCAGAGGAACGCUUCCAUGUGGAGCUUCACUUUAGCCCAGGAGUUAAAGGUGUUGAGGAAGAAGAGAAUGCACCCACCGGCUUUGGCUUCAGGCCGGCCUCUGCAGAGGUUGCACGACAGAACGGGCAAAAACAGACAGACCCAGGAAGCUUGGAGGACCUCUCACGUGAUGAAACUGACAGAGCUGUACCUUUGUCUGAACCCAUCACUAUACAGAGAAGAUCACCACUUAUACGUAACCACAAAACUGGAUCAAUGGAGGUUCUGUCAGAAACUUCAUCCUCCAAAGUGGGGAGUUAUCGCCUCUUUUCAUUUUGCUCUCGUCAGUCACCUGACAUUAAACAAAGUGGAUUGGGCUCUCAGUGUGCCGGGCUGUUCAGCACCACUGUCCUAGGUGGGUCCUCUAGUGCCCCUAACCUGCAGGACUACGCACGUGCGCAUCGCAAAAAAUUCUCCACCAGCAGUCUGUCCUACAAAGACGAAUUGUUGUCUAUGCCGGCAGUAAAACGAUUUUCUGUGUCGUUUGCAAAGCAUCCGACUAAUGGCUUUGAAGGAUGCUCCAUGGUCCCCUCCAUCUACCCCCUGGAAACACUACACAACUCAUUGUCACUCAAACAGGUCAAUGAGUUCCUCACGAGUGUUUGUGAGAGUGCCGGAGAUCCACAUACAAGGACCACCAGAGCUUUAUCAGCCAUGUUUGGGGCACACAACCAUCCUUCUGGGGAUGGUUCGUACAUCCCCCACAGAGUCCUCUCGUCAUCCAUGUCUCUCAGGUCUCGUUCGGACAAACCUCCGUGGUACAGGAGAAUACAGCAUCGGGACUCCUCAAAAUGUCCCAAGGGCCGAAAGGCCCACGUUCAUGGGGCAGCCAAAAAGUACUCAAUCAAAAACAGCAGUGGUCCAUCUAGCACCGUAUCCAGUGCCGGUCCAUCUUCUCCCACUACAGCCGACACCUCCCCACGCUUCAGUUUCAGUGAUAAGAUCGCCCUUACUCCUCAGAGUAGCGAGGAAACCCAUUCCGCUCAAAACCUCCCUUCUCAUCCAGCUCCUCCCCCGGCAUCGCAAGUUCUAGACCCGAAUUUGUCCGCUGUUUCAAGCCCUUCUGAAACAGCGCAAACGCCUAAAAACUCUCCAGAGAAUCAUGGCGAGCAGUGUGACAGUACUACUCACACAUUUGAUGAGCGCGCGCAGGAAAGCCAAGAGGCGACUUGUGGGGUCGCGGACCUUUCCGGAAGUGGCGACGCUGGUGUGAGGCCACCCUGCUCCCCACUAGCUGAGCUCUCGCUAGGUCGGAUGGAAGGCUUCUGCCUCCCGAGCUCGUUGCCGGUGCUCUUGGAGCUCAGAGAGAGCAGCAGUGAAGCGGGUUCCAGCUCCCAGACGCCUAUGUCGCCUGAAGGACAUGAUGAGUUCUUCGAUACUCAAGAGUCCAUGGACUUGUGGAUGGACAGUCCCGAGGUUCUCCCGGAAUCGGAGACGCCCCUUGAGAUCCAAGAUGAUCCCCCAGCAGAACAGGGACACUUGCAAGGGUGAACAAAAAACAUCACAGGCAACAACUUUCCUCAGCAUUAUCAACCGAGUGCUGAGCAAAAGAAAAAAAACUGCGUUUCUUCUGUCUGCUGUGAUUCAGCAUUAAUUUGGCAGUGCCGUACAUGCUUUUCGUUGCCUAAGGAAGACACACUGAUGGAGCCGAAUCCAACAAACAGGCUACUCUAUGUAAAUUGACACUAUGGUUGAAAAUAGUUUAGUGUCUUGUAUACAGGGUGAGCAUUGACAAUACAAUCACUUUUCAUUAAAACAUAUGUGUAAACUAUUCUACGGAAACCAGAUAUUGGUCGAAUGUUUUGGGUGCAAAAUGAAACAUUGUGCUUUUAAUGAGUUUUGCAAAGCUUCCAAAACAUUUCCAAGACGAUUAGAAUUGGCAAAGUCGUUGUAUUUUUCCCCUCUGUGAAGUUGGCCCCCCAUCAAACACAAAUGUAUAUGAAAUGUCAAUUGUUUGUGCUGUAAAAAAUUUUGUUUGUGCUGCUAUCGUUUUUGAGAUAUUUCCAAAUGUUUCAUAGGUCAAUCUGAGGUCAACAAGCCUCCCAUUCUUAUCAAAAAUGGUGUCAAUUGUUUAUGGUUCGUUUGUGCUGCUAUCGUUUUUGAGAUAUUGAGAUAUUAUUUUCAAGUGAUGACAUCACAAGCAACCCCAUCCACAGCGGAACAAAAUCGCAAUGGUGCCAUUUGUUUGUGCUAGGCUGUGCUCAUUUUAGCUGCUAUCGUUUUAUUGAGAUUAAUUUCGGGUGAUGACAUCGGAGUUUUUCCGUAUCCAAUUCCCAUGACUGACGGAAAGUACCAACUCUCUCAAUAAGAGAGGUGUGUCACAACAACUAGCAUAAACGAAUUGCAGCCCUUCGGCUCCAUUUUGCAGUAAAUGCGGGGGUGGGGCUUAAGAUAUUAUAUCACUAUCAGGACCAGAAGUGGUGCCAUUGGUUUGUGCUACGUUUGCGCUAGUUGGGACACCCCUCUGUUAUUGAGUUAGUACUUGUUAGUUACUUUAUUUAGUUACUCAGCUGGGAUGGACAUGCUGCAUUUAACGUCACCACUCGAAAUUAAUAUCUCAAUAUCUCUAAAACAAGCAGCACAAACGAAAAUUUUCACAGCAUAAAUCUAGCACAAACGAAUGGCACCAUUGCGGUUCUGUUCCACCGUAGAUCGGGGGCUGCGUGAUGUCAUCACUUGAAAUUAACAUUUCAAAAACGAUUGAAGCACAAAGAAACUUUUUACAGCACAAAUGUGGCACAAAAGAUUUACAUUUUCAUAUAGUUUUGCAUCUGAUGGGGAGCCAACUUCAUAGAGGUGCAUUUUUCUCAUUCAAAAGUUUAAGAUUAUUAAAGUGGCCAUUGGGCAGAUGUUUUUCCACCUGUUUGAAGUCAUUAGUAAGUAUGCUGUAUACAAAUAGAGGGACCUCUGGCCCUAAUUUCAAUCAGUUAUAAAAUAUUGAAGUGAAAGUUUCUGAGGUGAGAGUUCACUCCUACCCCAAUUUGAAUCCGUGGAUAUUGAAUUUUCAAUAUGUGGUUAAAAUCCACAAAUCCAGAGGGUAUCUAGUUUCAGUAGAAAAGCUCACAUACGCAGUAAUACCAUGUCUUAAGUGUGCUUUAGCUUCCUGAAGUGAUGAGUCAAUUUUUUUUCCUUUUUGGAUAGGGGGUUGUGAGCCAAUACUUAAGGCAUAUGAGCAAGCUUCAUUGCUCGAUGCCAGCAUUUUUGCAAGUGAAUGUAAAAAAAAAAAAAAAAAGUCAAAUGGUAAAACUUAUAUGUCAGGAUACUACUGUAUUUCAUUUUCUGUUGCUUAAUUACUCUAAAAAUCAGCACCAAAUGUGAAAAUCAGCACCAAAUGUGACUGUAACAAAAAAUAAAUCUCAUCUGUUACUAUAUAUUGAAUAGGUCAUAUGUGCUCACAAUCCAAAACAACAAUACAGUAGUUCCAAAACGUCUCUUGUUCAGCGAUAAUUUUGCAAAGUUUGCGCUAUAUUUGUAUACAAAAUGUCAAACUGCCCAAUUCCUUUUAAUAUUACCUGUUAGAAAAGAAAUAUUUUGACAAAUUUUAUGGGGAGAAGGGUAUUUUCACUAACUUUUGUGUAUUGUUCUAACAUUUCCUUGAAAGGUGCUUUUAUUGUGGCGGGCAGUAAUGUAGCAGACAUGCGCCAGAGGGGCUGUAACGCACGUUGGGAAGCAAUUCAGGCUGGUGUGCUACUUCUAUUUGGGAUCCUAUUCUGCGAGAUAGCGGAUGUUUCAUCACGUCUUGUCUGUGUACUGGGAAAAUAAUGGCACAGUUGUAUUUGGUGUGCUGCUCUUAUCUUUCAUGUAGUAUGUUGCUUUCCCACAUCCAAUAUUGGUAUCAUUGAAAUCGUUCAAUGUAUACUUUCAAAAGCAUAUGGGUAAAGACAGAAUUAAUAACAAAUGAGCUGAAAAGUAUGUUAAGACAAAUUCUUUUAUUUUGGAGUGACAUGAUUACAUGAUGAACGCCAAUAAAAAGGUUCAUUGAAAUAAA